UUUGAGGAUUGGUGGGCAAUCACUGCCACAAAGGAUGCUCGAGACCAGCCUCAACAGCCAACCUAAAUGUGUGUCGCAGGGCAGCACAGGCGAAAGUUGCCGCAAUUUGACGUUGUACGGAGUGCCCGUGAUUGAAAUCUCCUUGUCGCUGAUGGACUUCGCCCCGCUGAGCCCUCGAGUUGUCGCAAAGGAUGAGGACAAACACCGAAGGGCAAGAAGACGACGAGAAGACGACGACGAAAUGGAAAAUCGAGGUUCAAGACGAAGAGACAGAGAGUCUCGACGGGGUUUGGCGACUCCCCAAGGGUUGUUGGCUCUUACUCUGCAUGCAGCCAGUCAGAAGGCGGGACAAAAACGCAAGAUGCGACGAUCCAAAGAAGGGUCGAGAGCAAAUCAGCAGCUGCACUCGAUUCCGGGAAUCAAUACACGCCUCCCGCUGCGACUGGCCGUUAUGAUCUGGCGUGUGUGUGGUCGGUGGAAGGUGUAGGUGUGGGCGUGUGCUUAGGGAUGUUGGUGAUCUGGGUCUGAAAUUGUCCAACUGCUCUCCUGCGCGCAUUCCACCAGGGACAACAAAGAACCUUAUAUGAAUGACAAGGAAGACGACUGGCUAAAAGCGCCAAAGACUCGAGGGGUCGAAGGAAUUAUCGAUUACGGAGUGUGCGAAGGUGUUGGGAGACGAGGGAUUGUGGUUUCGCGUUGUGUUUAUGUAUAGAUGGCCGGGUCGUGAUUGCCCCAAAUCCGCUUUCCUGCUUGACGGGACCAGAUGAAAAUAACAAUAGACAAACAAAUCUGCGGCUGUUCUUUCCCGUCCCAGAAUAUGUUGCAACGAUCUGCUCCGCUCGAGUAUACUUCGUCCAGAGGGUUGAUCGGCCGAGGGAAGGAAAUGCUGUUGCAGUACUUUGCGACCGGUAACUUCAAGGGGAGUGCGUCUGCUAGCAAUUGAAUGCAGCACAGGUGGUA
This is a messenger RNA of Mollisia scopiformis, 960 nucleotides long. RefSeq lists its product as uncharacterized. The coding region runs from base 35 to 487 and encodes 150 amino acids. NCBI's taxonomy places the organism in Eukaryota, Fungi, Ascomycota, Leotiomycetes, Helotiales, Mollisiaceae. The transcript has 2 exons. The record is from RefSeq and is a predicted model, not a curated record.